Molecule: messenger RNA, 438 nt
Organism: Chlorella variabilis
Lineage: Eukaryota; Viridiplantae; Chlorophyta; Trebouxiophyceae; Chlorellales; Chlorellaceae
Product: expressed protein
Exons: 6
Coding region: 1-438 (145 amino acids)
Source: RefSeq, a predicted model, not a curated record
AUGAGGCGCACCCUGCUGGCAGCCCUGCUGCUGGGCCUGGCCUGCGUGGCCAGCGCCUUUGACCCCCGCGUGUGCUUCCCUGGUGACCCCUUCAUUUUCGGCAUCAAGAACGGCCGCGUGACCGACCGGGUGGCCGCCAAGAUCAACAAGGAGGCAGUGAAAGCGGUGAACGCUGAUCUGAAGCGGCGCAAGAUGAUCGGCCCCGGUUGCCUCAAGGACUUCAACUUUGUGGCUGUGCAGGCCUGCUUUGAGCCUGCGAGGGAGGGCAGCAAGCGGAGGACCCCCAAUGGCGAGUACAAGUACCGCUGGAACCCCAUCUUCUACAAGUACUGCAAGAAGGGCAAGGACAUUCCGCAGAUCGCGGCGUGGGGCAAGAUCAGAAAGAUCCAGUGGGCCAUCGAUGCCGUUGGCAACGACAAGAUUUACACCAUCAAGUGA